AACUGGGACCUGAUCGGCGACAGCAUGCACAUCCUGAACGUGGGUCUCGCGCCGGGGGAGACCAUGGCGACGGAGCCCGGGUCGAUGAUGUUCAUGGGUUCGAGCAUCGACGCACACGUCGACUGCUCCGACUGCUUGUCGCGAUGCCUCGGCGGCGAGGCCUGCGCGAUGCUCAACUACACGAACCGCGGCGCCGCGCCGAGCUACGUCGCGCUCACGUCCGCGAAACCGGCGGAUAUCGUCGCGCUCGACAUGGACCGCUACGGCGGGAAGAUCUCGGCGAGGUCCGGCGCCUACAUGUCAUCCGUCGGCGACGCCGUCCCGGGCUGCGAGGUCGACUGCAACCCGCUCACGUGCUGCUUCGCGGGCUUUGGCUGCGUGCGCCAGACGAUCACCGGCUCGGGCACGGCCUUCGUCGAGGCGUCUGGGACCGUGGAGCGCAAGGAGCUCGCGCCGGGCGAGCUCUUCAUCAUCGACUCGAACUCGCUCGUCGCGUGGCACGGCGCCACUCUGGGCGUGCGCACCGCGGGGUCCUGCCUGGCGUGCUGCUGCAACGGCGAGGGCUGCUGCAACACGACGCUCCUGGGGCCGGGCACGGCCUGGGUCCAGUCCAUGCCCUGGGAGCAG
Molecule: messenger RNA, 627 nt
Organism: Aureococcus anophagefferens
Lineage: Eukaryota; Pelagophyceae; Pelagomonadales; Pelagomonadaceae
Exons: 1
Source: RefSeq, a predicted model, not a curated record